Molecule: messenger RNA, 1194 nt
Organism: Centrocercus urophasianus (Greater sage-grouse)
Lineage: Eukaryota; Metazoa; Chordata; Aves; Galliformes; Phasianidae
Gene: BMP15
Product: bone morphogenetic protein 15
Exons: 2
Coding region: 52-1164 (370 amino acids)
Biological process (GO): BMP signaling pathway; SMAD protein signal transduction
Cellular component (GO): extracellular region
Molecular function (GO): growth factor activity; cytokine activity
Source: RefSeq, a predicted model, not a curated record
GCGUGACAGCACCCCGGGACCUCUUUCUGCUUUACCUCUGGGGGGGAACACAUGAAGCAUGACCGCAGCGCUCCACUAAUCCUGCUGUCACCUCACCCCCUGUCACCCACCAUGGCUUUGCUCCGCCCCUUCACCGCCCUCCUCUUCCUCACCGUGCUGCUUUCCUGGGCUGCGAGCCAGACCCCCCCCUUGCCCCUCUUGCAAGCUCUGCGGGAGCAAGCGCCAGGUAGCCAGGGCUGGAGGGGGGGCGCAGCCAGUGGGCAGCCCCUGCGCUACAUGCUGGAGCUGUACCGACGCGCUGCUGACCACGAGGGGCGGCCCCGGCGUGGCCGCAGUCUGAGCAGCAACACCGUGCGCCUGGUGCAGGCGGCUUCCCGUGGAGGACAGCCCUGGGCAGGUCGCUGGUACAUGCAGCCUCUCACCUACCAGCUGGGUGCCCAGCCUGAAGCUGAGCACCUUCUCCGUGUCACCGUGGCUUACCCUCAGAGCCUGCCACUGCCCCGCGGCCGCCUCCUGUGUGCCGUGGAGCUGCUGCCUGCUGCCAAAGCCCCGGCGGUCCUGCUCAGCCCCGCAGCCCCAUCCCGCCACGGCUGGACCGAAGCAGACAUCACCCCCUAUUUAUCCCCAGCAAAUAGCAGCUCCGGAGGGGCGCUGACCCUGCGGCACAUCUGCGUGCGAGCUGGUCGAGCCACCGCAGCCAACCCAGCGUCCCCUGCAGACCCUUUCCUCCUCCUCUUCCUCAAUGACACCCGCAGCGGGACGCUACCGGAGCCUCAGCGCAGCCGACGUGAGGCAGGGACGCUUCUCCACGACCUGCCCAGCUACCUACGGGAUGCUGGAGGGGACAAAAGCGAUUGCUCCCUGCGUUCCUUCCCCGUCAGCUUUGCCCAGUUGGGUUGGGACCAUUGGAUCAUCGCUCCCCAUCGCUACAACCCACGUUAUUGUAAAGGAGUGUGCCCGCGGCUCCUCCGCGACGGCUACCACGCGCCCAACCACGCCGUGGUGCAGAACUUGGUCCACCAGCUGGUGGAUGCCAGCGUCCCCCGACCCUCCUGCGUCCCCUACCGCUACAGCCCCAUCAGCGUCCUGAUGAUCCAGCAUGAUGGCAGCAUCCUCUACAAGGAGUAUGAGAACAUGAUCGCAGAGUCCUGCACCUGCCGGUAACCUGUGCCCGGUGCUGGAUUCUUCUUUUUG